Penicillium taxi is the source of this 732-nucleotide messenger RNA. RefSeq lists its product as uncharacterized. Lineage: Eukaryota; Fungi; Ascomycota; Eurotiomycetes; Eurotiales; Aspergillaceae. The record is from RefSeq and is a predicted model, not a curated record. The coding region runs from base 1 to 732 and encodes 243 amino acids. The transcript has 2 exons.
AUGCUCAGCUUCUCUGAGCCCAUUGGCUCUAUUAAUACCUGUCGGAAGAAACGCAAACAUGAUGAAGAUUCUACUACCCUGGAUAGACCCUCCUCAUUUGUACCGCUUAGAGUAGAUUGCCAUGAUCGUGAUGGGAACUACUCAUUGCCUCUGCCUCGGCUAGAGACCGAUGAACGUCUAUCCUUCCGCCCUCGCUGUCUUCCCCGCAAGCGCCGACUCGUCCAAACACCAUAUCUCUCCCUCCCAACCCAUCAGCAAUCAUCACUCCUCUCACCCAAUAUAUAUGCCACACCGCAAGACCCUUAUUCUCCACCAGUCUCUCCAAAGACUCUUGUCCCACUCGCUUAUCCAUCAACUACACCAUCGGCUCUCCGGCCCUGUCACAUCUGCCACCGACGGCCGACGACCAGACAAGUAUUAGAUGCAUAUGCAGAUUGUGAUCUUUGCGGGGGGAGAGCCUGCUUCAUCUGCCUGCGUCAAUGUGAUUCCCUCACGUGCUCAAGCAUCAAGUCACAAGGGGAUCCUGAUAUAUACAGCCCCGGGCGUUUUGAAAAAGACACUUCUCAACGAAAAAUAUGCUCGAGCUGUGCUGUGGAAGGCAUAACGGAGACUGGUACAGAGACUGUUCGAUGCCUUGACUGCGUGCGUGGAAACUGCACAGUAUGGCCUCCCGAGUCUAUCACCUCUCGGUGGUCAUUAAACCACACGGAUCACGACCAGAUGUGCGGUUAA